UGUUUUUUGCAACUAUGAGUCAGCUGUCAUUUGUAUUUGAGAGUGUUUAUUCCUGCGUCUGGGCCGCGUUUUAAAGCACCGCAAACUGCCGCCAGACCUUCCUGCCUUCGGUUCGGCUGUGUGGUUUCAUCCGAGAGCCUCGGAGCGCAAACAGGAGCGCGGCAGGAGCUCUGGGAGGACGACCAGGACGUGGAUUUGGGCGGUCGGAUGAUAGAUUCUCUGCAGAGCAGAAACAAGCAGACGCCGGCAUCAUCAGAAGUAUAAAGAAGAAGAAAAAAAUUGGCUCAAAGUUGUAAUUCGGUGAGGAAAGUCGUGCGCGUAAGAAAGGAUGCCAGCCAGGCGUGGCUUGUGUUGGAAUGUCCAAUGUGAGAAUGCGUGGGGAGUAUGUAUAUAAUAGAGACUUUCCAUCUGAUAAACAUAUCAAACUGAUUACAGUAAAGGACGAGUCGUAAGCUGAUCUGGGAGCAGCUGUGCGCGCUGGGUACGCUUUGUGCGUGCAUGGACCGGACUUGUGCCUUGCGCCGUAAACUUUUUCAGCCCACAUUUCCAAAUGCCUUUGUUAAAUUUGACAGCUGUGCACACGAUGGGAGAGGUCGGGGCUUUUUUGGGGACGCUCGACUUGGAUUUACAAAGCCUCCCCGCGCUGGGAAACGUGCCCCUACCGGAGUCUCCUGUGGGUUUGACGGAGCGCCUGGGCCAGAUUGAGGGGAGGCUGCAGCGCGGUUCGCCGACGGAUUUCGGGCACCUCAAAGGCAUCCUGAGGCGGCGGCAGCUGUACUGCAGGACCGGCUUUCAGCUGGAGAUAUUCCCCAACGGGACUGUGCACGGCACAAGACAGGACCACAGCAGAUUUGGCAUCCUGGAGUUCAUCAGUCUGGCAGUGGGUCUGGUCAGCAUCAGGGGGGUGGACGCUGGACUCUACCUCGGCAUGAAUGAGAAAGGAGAGCUCUAUGGGUCGAAGAAACUGACAGCAGAAUGUGUGUUCAGGGAACAGUUUGAGGAGAACUGGUAUAACACCUACGCUUCAACUCUGUUCAAGCACACGGACACAGGACGGUUCUACUAUGUGGCCUUAAACAAGGACGGCUCGCCCAGGGAGGGCAGCAGGACUAAAAAACACCAAAAACUCACCCAUUUCUUACCCAGGCCAGUGGAGAUCGAAAAGAUUCCUCAGGCGUACAGGGACGUCUUCCAGUACAGGUGACCAGCGCUGAAAUGCGUGCGCUGUGGAUACGUGGGAGCUGCGGCAGAUGUGGCGCAAACGUGCCCGUGACCUCAGAGGGCAACUUUUUCUUUUUUUUUUUUAUUAAAACCACUGCAAGUGUGCAGGAUGAGAGAGAAGGCUGGAGUGACUGAGAGUCUGGCCUCAGGUGUGAAUCACUGCCCAGGUGUGGAGCGAUUACCAAAAAUCAGGUGGCUCGUUUUGUCAGUAACCACUAUCAGAGGUCACAUGUGGGUAACUGUGUGACAUCAGAGGUUUGGUCACGCGUGUCAGCAGCUUUGAGUCCCAACAAGCUGGUGGUCGCCUAUCAGGAGAUGUUCAGAACGGAGAGAGAGAGAGAGAGAGAGAGAGAGAGAGAGAGAGUGAAGUGUGACGACAAAGUGUGCACGGAGUAGCCAGACAUUGCAAAACAAAUAAAUAAAUAAAAUACAUAAAAAAAAAAAACCUUUGGAUUAUUACAGGGAGAACCAGCCUCUUGUCUUCAAGAUAAAACAUGGCCUCAUGCAAGAACAUUUUCGCAAAUUUCUUAUACCUUUUUUAGUACGAGGAGAUCAUAUGAACAUGCUACAUUAGAUUUGCCAAAUAGCCACAAAUCCACAGAAUUCCAUGAAUUCCACAUAAACCACUUGAAUCCUAUCUCUCUACAGUGUUCACGAGAGGAAUUAGCCAACAAAUAAGGCCACAUCCCCCGCCCAUACAUAUCAGACGUGUCCAAUACUGUUUUGUUUUUUCUGAAGAGGAAUGUUACAUCUUAUCACAUUAAUUUAUAAAAAAUAUUGGCAAUAACGAUAAAAGCAGAAUUAAAGCCAGCAAAUUGGGAAAAAAUGAGUGCUUUUAAUAUCAUUUCAUUUCACUGCUUGAUUUUCAAAAACAUUAUGACACAAGAAGGUGAUCAAGGACUGGUAUGGAACCACCACAGAACCUUUUUCCUUGCAUGGGCCCCUCACGCAUGUUCCAGAGGUGGAGGAUUAUCUGGAUGUCCCUCUCACUUCUCCCUCCACCCCCCAUCUGAUGGUAUUGGAAAUUAUGCACGGAUUGCCAGAGUGAAUUUUGUGAUUCUUGCAUUUUUCUGGUGUGAGACUACUGAAGGAAUAUUUGAAAUUAAUUAUAUUAGAAUACAUGAAUUAUUUUAGAAUUAUAUUACAAGUUAACUCAUAGAGAUAAAAGGAUAAAAUCUAAUUAUGAUGUAUAAUUUAAGUGGUAUUUUUCAAACUACAGUUGCUUUGAAAUAUGCAAUAAAUGAGUGUAAACUUAGGCUUGGCUGACAGCACAUUAGUUGCAUGAUUCUUGCUACACAUCUGGACUACUCAUAAAUUUUGUUAAUUUCUACAUAAAACUCAAAAUUUGACCAAAUUAGUGAAUGCAAGGAGUUCCCUUAAAGCUACAGUGUAUAGGCUUUAAACCUGAUUUAUGCUUCUCCAUCUCUGCAGCUCUGUAGUGAUGCAGAGCCCUCUGCAUCGCUACGUCACCUCCUAAAAACUAAAACUACACGUCGAAGCAGUGGAAACCGAAUGGGCUGUGAUUGGUCACUUUUCCGGUUUCACUCCUUCCUCUCCCGUCAGAUUUAAUGUUUUUGCAGUGCACACACAGCUUACAGUUUGAUCAUGAAUCAAAUGAGGAAUGUUUGUCAGAAGAAGUUUGCAUAAUAUGACCAACUUUACAACAUUGGAUCGAAAAUCUACAAAGACACUCAAAUGGACUGCAUUUAUAUAGCGCUUUUCCAUCUGAUUCAGAUGCUCAAAGCGCUUUACAAUUAUGCC
Thalassophryne amazonica is the source of this 2982-nucleotide messenger RNA. RefSeq names its product fibroblast growth factor 16 (gene fgf16). Gene Ontology annotation, molecular function: growth factor activity; fibroblast growth factor receptor binding. The record is from RefSeq and is a predicted model, not a curated record. Gene Ontology annotation, cellular component: cytoplasm. NCBI's taxonomy places the organism in Eukaryota, Metazoa, Chordata, Actinopteri, Batrachoidiformes, Batrachoididae. Gene Ontology annotation, biological process: animal organ morphogenesis; cell differentiation; fibroblast growth factor receptor signaling pathway. The transcript has 3 exons. Bases 551 to 1204 code for a protein of 217 amino acids.